Aspergillus nidulans FGSC A4 is the source of this 264-nucleotide messenger RNA. RefSeq lists its product as uncharacterized. The transcript has 7 exons. The coding region runs from base 1 to 264 and encodes 87 amino acids. Lineage: Eukaryota; Fungi; Ascomycota; Eurotiomycetes; Eurotiales; Aspergillaceae. The record is from RefSeq and is a predicted model, not a curated record.
AUGCGGAAUCCAAGCCUAACCCUUGGCCAGGAUUUCAAUAGUGUGGUAUACAUAUCUAACAUAAACCCUACCUUGAAGUUUUUGCAACCUACCUACAUGAGCACGGGAAAAGCGUGUGGAGUCGCAUGGCAAGUCUGGUUGAUUGUAAAUCAGAGGAGGAUUAUGAUCAGUUAUGUGACUUACUUGCAGGAUUCCAUCAUCUUUCUUUCAUUAAUUGAGGCUGUUCAGAACUCUGCAAAGCUUGACAAGCAAGAUAUUAUUUAG